UGGCGCGAAGUGAUGACGUCAGUAGGCAGGGACGCUUAAGGGAAAAUAUAUGCGGCUUUCAAAUACUUUUUCGCAAAUACAAUCCAGAAAUUAGUGCAAUGUCUGUGAAUUAUGCUGCUGGUCUCUCUCCGUAUGCAGACAAGGGCGUGUGCGGACUUCCAGAGGUAUUUGACAGCCCCGAGGAGCUAAAAGCGAAGGUGGAGAGCCUGGCUGAGCUCAUAAAAGAGUCCAAACACCUGGUGGUGCAUUCUGGAGCAGGGAUCAGCACUGCAGCAGGCAUCCCUGACUUCAGGGGUCCAAAGGGGGUGUGGACGCUGGAAGAAAAAGGCGAGUGCCCUCACUUUAACACCACCUUUGAAGAGGCCCGGCCCAGCCUGACUCACAUGGCCCUGCUCGGACUCCAGCGGGCCGGAUACCUGAAGUAUCUCAUCAGCCAGAAUGUGGACGGCCUGCAUGUGCGAUCCGGCUUCCCAAGGGAUUUGUUGUCGGAGCUUCAUGGAAACAUGUUUGUGGAGGAGUGUGAAAAGUGUGGCAGACAGUAUGUCAGGGAAAAGGUGAUUGGCGUGAUGGGGCUCAAACCGACGGGACGUUAUUGCGAUGUGGUGCGCUCAAGGGGGCUCAGAGCCUGCAGAGGGAAGUUAAUGAGUACUAUACUGGACUGGGAGGACGCUCUUCCUGACAGAGAUCUGAACAAAGCAGACAGUGCAAGCAGACUAGCAGACCUGGCACUGACGCUGGGCACCUCCCUGCAGAUCAAACCCAGCGGUGACCUUCCACUCGUCACCAAACGUAAAGGCGGGAAAGUGGUCAUUGUCAACCUGCAGCCCACCAAGCAUGACAAGCACGCCCACCUGCUCAUCCACGGCUACGUGGACCAGGUCAUGGAGCAGCUCAUGGACCAUCUCGGCUUGGACAUCCCAAAGUGGGAGGGGCCAACCGUGUGCGAGAGCUGCACCGAUGUCGACGUCAAGCCCGUGCACGCUCUUAGCGCGGACGUGAAGGUCAAAGGUAAACCGAGGAAGAGAGCAGCAGAGUGUGCGGAAGACACCAUCAAAGAAGAUCCUGUAAAGAAGGAGAGGGCAGAAGAGACCGUAAAGAAGGAGAGGGCAGAAGCUAUGUGACAACAAAUAGUAUUCUCCUCAUCAAAACUACGUCCUGCCUUCAAAAAGAGAUCUAGAUUGAUCUCGCCUCUUCAUUUCCACUGUGGAAUCUUCUUUGUCCCUGAAGAAGACUCAGCCUGAAGCCUCACAAGAUGGCAGUCAUGCAACAUGGACCACUCGUAGGUUUCUCCCGCCGUGAUGCUUGUCAAAAUCUACAACGCGUGUGUGGAAGGUACGUCCUCGCAGUCCCACGGUCAGACACGGCACAGGAGCCAAGCGUUUAACAAGAUUUUAAUAAUAAUGUUUUUAACAAAAGUUGUCUCUCCAGUAGAACGUGACUUUUCAGUCACGUCCGUAUCCUCUCUCCCCUCCUGCUCCCGGCCGCUUACUGUUAAAGACAACAGUUGAUUAGAUUAACACGUUACCACCUGUGAAAUCACCUGCCAGCUGUGUCUCGCCGUCACAAAAGUUGUCUCUCCAGUAGAACGUGACUUUUCAGUCACGUCCGUAUCCCCUCUCCCCUCCUGCUCCCGGCCGCUUACUGUUAAAGACAACAGUUGAUUAGAUUAACACGUUACCACCUGUGAAAUCACCUGCCAGCUGUGUCUCGCCGUCACAAAAGUUGUCUCUCCAGUAGAACGUGACUUUUCAGUCACGUCCGUAUCCUCUCUCCCCUCCUGCUCCCGGCCGCUUACUGUUAAAGACAACAGAUGAUUAGAUUAACACGUUACCACCUGUAAAAUCGAAUCACCUGCCAGCUGUGUCUCGCCGUCAGCACUGCCAAGCCCCCGUCUGAUGGUGCUCUGUCCUCAGCACCAUGGACAGAGGCGGUGACCUUUGCUCCCUCCACAGCAUGGUUAUAAAUAACGCCUUUUACUAAGGUGUCAGCACCUUAUUAAAACGUGUAUUUGUAACAUUGUGUUCUAGUUUUUGUCCCUCUGGUAAAGAAACAUCUCCUUGUAUGAAGGACGUACAACAGGAGCCUACUCGAAUAGAACCUCUAGUUGUAAAUAGAUUAUUGUUACUAAAUGACUUUUUUUAAAUCUCAGGAACAAUGCUUUUUUUUUAUACUGUCUUUUGGUAAUAAAUCCAAGCACAGCCUCUGUAGUAUGAAUUUGUUGUACAAUCUGCGGUGAGUACUGGCCUACUUUCCGUUGAAAGGCAACAUAAAAGAAAUGAUAAUGAUAUAAUUUCUAUUCCUGCGUUUGCCAUGGGACCUCAUUAACUUCUCCCGGGUCAGCGCUGACAUGCUCUUUAUGCGCAUGACAAUAGUCUCAUUAUGCCGCACAAUCAAAAGCAUCCCCGUUUGGUUUUGGGGGUUAAUGCGAGGCGG
Messenger RNA from Nerophis lumbriciformis (worm pipefish), 2433 nucleotides. It is a transcript of the gene sirt6, whose product is annotated as sirtuin 6. Gene Ontology annotation, cellular component: nucleus. NCBI's taxonomy places the organism in Eukaryota, Metazoa, Chordata, Actinopteri, Syngnathiformes, Syngnathidae. The record is from RefSeq and is a predicted model, not a curated record. Gene Ontology annotation, molecular function: histone H3K9 deacetylase activity, NAD-dependent; transcription corepressor activity; NAD+ binding. Gene Ontology annotation, biological process: negative regulation of transcription by RNA polymerase II.